AUGUAUAUACUGAUUUUCGACCAGAAUCAACAAGGGCUUCUUCAUUCAGAAAUUCCCGGCCAGCGCCACAGGGCACUGAACUACGAGCGCACCAACAGGCCUCGCGGACAGGCUGCUUACUCUGCAUCGUCACGCACUCAUGCCGAGAGUUCUUCGCCUUCUCCGUUGCACGAUUUCAGGGCCUUUUUCAGUGGCAUCCGGCCGUCGUCAGACAACAAGCAGAAGGAACGUCAACAAAUAAUUGCUGACACGAACCUGUGCGCCGAUGCGGAACGCCCUCCAUCUACUCGCUUUCACGGCGUCACAACCUUUUCCAAUCUCAUUCGGUCAUCGUCAGACAAGAAAGGGAAGCAAAAGGAGCGUCAACCGAAACGCCACACGCCUCAAGUCGUCCGUGUUCCUCUCGGACAAGCUACAUAUGGUGACGCUGUCGGUGUGGAUGAUGGAACAAGACCAUAUGUGCUCUUCUUUUGCCUCAGCUGGUUCCAGAAAAAGGAGAAGAAGCCGGAUCCUCCACGGCCGGUCUAUGAUGACGAACUUGAGGAUGACGAACCCGAGGAAAACAUUCUCAAUACUCCCAUACCUACUACUACCCGGGCUCAGUGUGCCCGGCAUGACGAAAUUGAAUUGAAACCAACGACUAACCAGUCACAGCCCGAGACAGGACCAUCUCGUCUUGCAUUCUUUGAUGAUCUCAGUCUACGUAACAUCCCCUCUAACACAACAGUACCAGCUAUGGUCAGACCUGUAGACGAACAGAUGACUGAUCGGUACUAGUUUACAUUUACUCGUGAAUCGAGUCAUGAAACCAAUGGCUCGCCCGUCAUGGCCAAAUGCAGGAUCUUCUCGUGCAAUCAGUGAAGAACCCUCGGCAAAUUGAUCCAGAGCGUUCUGGUUAUAUCUCGAGCGAUGAUUCUACGUUGUACUUUCUGUGUCACACAUUUCUUUCGAAAGCUACUAUGAUAUCAAUGGUUGCCCUGGACAAGGCGACACGUA
Messenger RNA from Suillus paluster, 996 nucleotides. RefSeq lists its product as uncharacterized. NCBI's taxonomy places the organism in Eukaryota, Fungi, Basidiomycota, Agaricomycetes, Boletales, Suillaceae. The coding region runs from base 1 to 777 and encodes 258 amino acids. The record is from RefSeq and is a predicted model, not a curated record. The transcript has 6 exons.